Molecule: messenger RNA, 9685 nt
Organism: Oncorhynchus tshawytscha (Chinook salmon)
Lineage: Eukaryota; Metazoa; Chordata; Actinopteri; Salmoniformes; Salmonidae
Product: protein unc-79 homolog
Exons: 51
Molecular function (GO): protein binding
Source: RefSeq, a predicted model, not a curated record
CGAGCCUGUGAGCGAGGGGGGAUUAUUCACUUUUCCAAGACUGAGGGGGAACAGCACCGUAGGGGGAAAAAAACAUUUGACAGUGUUUGUUUAAGGAUUCGUGAAGUGUUUCCACAAUGUCUACGAAAGCAGAGCAAUUUGCCUCUAAGAUAAGAUACUUGCAAGAGUAUCACAACCGCGUGCAACACAAUAUUUACCCCGUGCCCUCCGGAACAGACAUUGCAAACACAUUGAAAUACUUUUCCCAAACCCUGCUCAGCAUUCUGUCCCGCACAGGCAGGAAGGAGAACCAGGAAGCAUCCAAUUUGGCCGUGCCCAUGACCAUGUGUCUUUUUCCUGUGCCAUUCCCACUCACCCCAUCUCUAAGACCACAAGUCAGUUCCAUCAACCCUACAGUUACUCGCUCCCUCCUUUACAGCGUUCUGCGUGAUGCCCCGUCAGACCGCGGGGGGCAGGGGCAGCAGAGUCGGGACGCUCAGCUCUCAGAGUACCCCUCUCUGGACUAUCAGGGGCUCUAUGCGACCCUCGUGACCCUGCUUGACCUGGUGCCCCUGCUGCAGCACGGUCAGCAUGAUCUUGGACAGUCCAUAUUUUACACAACAACUUGCCUCCUGCCCUUUCUAAGUGACGAUAUUCUCAGCACUUUACCCUACACUAUGAUCUCCACUUUAGCUACAUUCCCCCCAUUCCUUCACAAAGACAUCAUUGAGUACCUGAGCACCUCUUUCCUCCCCAUGGCUAUAUUGGGUUCCACUAGAAGAGAAGGGGGCGUCCCAGCAUAUGUCAAUCUCUCUGCCUCCUCCAUGCUAAUGAUUGCUAUGCAGUACACUUCCAACCCAGUAUAUCACUGUCAGUUGUUGGAGUGUCUUAUGAAGCACAAGCAGGAAGUGUGGAAGGACCUGCUGUAUGUCAUAUCGUACGGACCAUCCCAAGUCAAGCCUCCAGCCGUGCAGAUGCUCUUUCAUUACUGGCCAAACCUAAAGCCCCCAGGAGCCAUCAGUGAAUACAGUGGACUGCAAUACACAGCCUGGAACCCCAUCCAUUGCCAACACAUUGAGUGUCACAAUGCCAUCAAUAAACCUGCUGUCAAGAUGUGCAUCGACCCCACCCUCUCCGUUGCACUGGGAGACAAGCCCCCUCCUCUAUACAUCUGUGAGGAGUGCAGCCAAAGGAUAGCAGGAGACCAUUCAGAAUGGCUUGUUGAUGUGCUCUUGCCCCAAGCUGAGAUAUCUGCUAUUUGUCAAAAGAAGAACUGUAGCUCUCAUGUCAGGAGGGCAGUUGUCACCUGCUUCUCAGCUGGUUGCUGCGGGCGCCAUGGCAACCGACCCGUCCGCUACUGCAAGCGUUGCCAUGUCAACCACCACAGCAGCGAGGUGGGGACUGCGGCGGAGACCCAUCUGUACCAGACCUCCCCACCUCCCAUCAACACCCGCGAGUGUGGGGCAGAGGAGCUGGUGUGUACUGUGGAGGCUGUUAUCAGUCUACUGAAGGAGGCAGAGAUCCACGCGGAGCUGCGUGAGUUUGAGCUGAACAGGCGUCGUCAGAUGGGCCUGUCUGCCUCCCACCACUCCCUGGACAACAUCGACUUUGACAACAAGGAGGACGACCAGCACGACCAGAGGCUCCUCAGUCAGUUUGGCAUCUGGUUCCUGGUGAGCCUGUGCACCCCCAGUGAGAACACGCCCACUGAGAGCCUGGCGCGGCUGGUGAGCAUGGUGUUCCAGUGGUUCCACUCCACAGCCUACAUGAUGGACGACGAGGUGGGCUCCCUGGUGGAGAAGCUCAAGCCCCAGUUUGUCACCAAGUGGUUGAAGACCGUGUGUGACGUGCGCUUCGACGUCAUGGUGAUGUGCCUGCUGCCCAAGCCGGUGGAGUUUGCCAGGGUGGGGGGUUACUGGGAUAAGUCUUGCAGCACGGUGACCCAGCUGAAAGAGGGGCUGAACCGGAUCCUGUGCCUGAUCCCCUACAAUGUGAUCAGCCAGCCGCUAUGGGAGUGCUUCAUGCCAGAGUGGCUGGAGGCCAUCCGCACUGAGGUGCCUGACCAGCAGCUCAAGGAGUUCAGAGAAGUGCUCAGCAAGAUGUUUGACAUUGAGCUGUGCCCUCUGCCCUUCUCCAUGGAGGAGAUGUUUGGGUUCAUUAGCUGCAGGUUCUCAGGAUACCCAGCCUCUGUGCAGGAGCAGGCUCUGCUCUGGCUGCAUGUGUUGUCAGAGCUGGACAUUGUGGUGCCUCUGCAGCUGUUGAUCGGGAUGUUCUUUGACGGGGUGAACUCAGUGAAGGAACUGGCCAAUCAGAGAAAGACUCGAGUCUCAGAUCUAACUGGUGAAAAUACUGAGGCUCGGAGGGAAAGCGUGGUUUCAGAUCCAGGCCAUCUUGGGCCGCACAACACUGUGAGCCCGUUCCCCAGUCCAUUCCGGAGCCCAUUCCGGAGCCCCCUGCACUGCAGCCCCUUUAAGAACCUGGGCCAUGCUACGGGACACUGUGCCCUGGACCUGGACUGUGAUGACGAUGACAUGAACCUGGGCUGUUUCAUUCUCAUGUUCGACCUCAUCCUCAAACAGAUGGAGCUCCAGGAUGACGGCGUGAUGCUCGGUCUGGAAAGCAGUCUGGGGAAGGACAUUGUGGGCAUCAUCAACAACGUCUUCCAGGCCCCGUGGGGGGGCUCCCACACCUGUCAGAAGGAUGAGAAGGCUCUGGAGUGCAGCCUGUGCCAGUCCAGCAUUUUGUGCUACCAGCUAGGCUGUGAGCUCCUGGAGAGACUCACCCCCAGGGAGGAGAUACGUCUGGUGGAGUCAACAGACAUCUUGGAGGACACAUUGCUGUUGCCUCAAGUGUUUGGGCCUGAACAACGGACAAAGCAAGGGGCAGAGGAAGCGGACAACCCUGCCAGCACACACACUGACAACCCUACAAUUCAAAGUUACUCUCCUGACAACCCACCAAUGAAGAAUAAUGCUGAUAAGAAGUUUUCCUACCAGCAGCUCCCUGUGUCUCUCAAGCUAAUAUACACUAUUCUGCAGGAAAUGUCUAAGUUUGAGGAGCCUGAUAUCCUGUUCAACAUGCUGAACUGUCUGAAUAUCCUGUGUCUCCACGGAGAGUGUCUGUACCUGGCCCGUAAGGACCACCCCCAUUUCUUGGCCCACAUCCAGGAGAAGAUGCUCAUUCCCAGCCUGUGGACCAUGCUGAAAUCCGAGUUCUGCCAGCUGGCCUCCUUGGCCGUGCCCCAGCUCCUGCAUGCCCUCUCCCUCUCCCACGGAGCAGACAUCUUUUGGAACCUGGUGGACAGCAACUUUAACAGCAAGGACUGGAAGAUACGCUUCGAAGCAGUGGAGAAGGUGGCGGUGCUCUGUCGGUUCCUAGACAUUGGUUCUUUGACGAAGAACCACCUGCUGAAGUACUCCCUGGCCCAUGCCUUCUGCAGCUUCCUGGCCUCUGUGGAGGAUGUCAACCCGGCUGUGGCCACACGCGCCAGGCUGCUGCUGGACACCAUCAAGAGCCCAGCACUACAGGGUUUGUGUCUGUGCCUGGACUUCCAGUUCGACACGGUGGUGAGGGACCGGCCCAUCAUCCUCAGCAAGCUGCUGAUGCUGCACCACCUAAAGCAGGAGGUCCCUGCCCUCAGCUGGGAGUUCUUUGUCAACCGCUUUGAGACGCUCUCCCUGGAGGCCCAGCUCCACCUGGACUGCAACAAGGAGUUCCCUUUCCCCACCACCAUCACAGCUGUGCGUACCAACGUGGCCAACCUUAGUGAUGCAGCGAUGUGGAAAAUCAGACGGGCACGCUUUGCCAGGAACCGCCAGAAGAGUGUGCGUUCCCUCCGUGACAGCAUCAAGGGCCCGUCCACAACCAAGCGAGCCUUCUCCCUCCCAGAGACUCUGUGUAACCGACUACCUUUAAGGCUUACGAGGCAAGAGCACUCUGCCCCGACUCUGGGAGAUAUGAUAGAGAAAGUCCUGCCAGGCCACAGCCCCUCAAUGGAGGAUGACUCGGUCAUCAGGGACCUGCUCCCAGAGGAUGCUGGGAUAGAUCACCAGACGGUGCACCAGCUCAUCAUGGUACUCAUGAAGUUCAUGGCCAAAGACAAGAGCAGUGCUGAUGCAGACAUCGGCAGUGCCAAGGCCUUCAACUCGGUGAAGCGCCAUCUGUAUGUGCUGCUGGGCUAUGACCAGCAGGAGGGUUGCUUCAUGAUCGCACCGCAAAAGAUGAGGACCUCCACCUGCUUCAAUGCUUUCAUUGCUGGCAUCGCACAGGUGAUGGACUACAACAUUGGGCUGGGGAAGCAGCUGCUCCCCCUGGUGGUCCAGGUGUUGAAGUACUGCACCUGCCCCCAGCUCAGACACUACUUCCAGCAGCCGCCGCGUUGCUCUCUCUGGGCCCUGCAGCCACACAUCAGACAGAUGUGGCUCAAAGCCCUGCUGGUCAUCCUCUACAAGUACCCCUACAGGGAUAUGGAUGUGAGUAAAGGGGUUCUGCACCUGAUCCACAUCACCAUCAACACCCUGAAUGCCCAGUACCACAGCUGUAGGCCCCAUGCCACUGCUGGACCCCUCUAUAGUGACAACUCCAACAUCAGCCGCUACAACGAGAAAGAGAAAGAGGAGGACAGUGUGUUUGAUGAGUCUGACGUUCAUGACACACCAACUGGAGCAGGGAACAAGGAGUCUCAGACCUUCUUUGCCCGUCUGAAAAGAAUCGGUGGCAGCAAGUCUGUCAAGUACCAGCCGGUAGAGCUGAAUGCCCAGAAAAGUGAAAUUGAGCUGUCUGAGUACCGCGAGGCCAGUGCAGUGCAGGACAACAUCUUGCACUGUGUGAGGGAGGAGAGCACCAGGAAGAAGCGUCUGCAGGCUAUGCACAAGCAGAAGUCCCUGGACAUUUCCAACACUGACUCCAUCCUCUACAACCUGGACGAGCACCGACGCAAGUCCUGCAUAGACCGCUGUGACCUGCAGCAUGGUACCCCCGGGCCCCCCUCCUCCACCACCUCCCACCCCAGGCGGACAGGGGGCCAUGGGAAGGGCUCGUCAGACGGCUCCUCAGGCCGAGCAGAGGGCAGUGACCACCAGGACCGUUCAGGAACCCGGGGGGGCCACUCAGACUGCUCCAGGCCUGUCAUCCCAGAGGUACGCCUCAGCUGCAUGGAGACGUUUGAGGACAAGGCCGACUUGGACUCCCCUCUUACAGGCGGCUCUUCUGCAGAGAAGGAGGACCAGGACCUCAUUGACCUCUCCUCCGACUGCACUUCAAUCCCAGAGAAGCACUCCAUCCUCUCCAUGUCCGACAGCGACUCCCUGGUGUUUGAGCCCCUACCACCACUGAGGAUCGUGGAGAGUGACGAGGAGUUUGACCUGAACAUGGGGAUGGGCCCCAGGCUGAAUGGGAGUCCCGUUGCCUCCCCUGCCAGGCCCACUGCCUCCCCUGCCAGCAGAAGCACCGUGUGCCUGUCCCUCAUGAUGGUGCAGGUGAGCGUGGAGGACUGUUCUAAGGAGAAGAGGACCACAGACUCCCCAUCAAAAGAAAGCCCCCAACAGCCUCUACAGAGGAGGCCACGCUAUGCAACCCCCACCACCUCCCUGGAGCUGCCUGACCGGUCAGAGCACCCUGGCCUGGAGAGCCCCAUGACUCUCAGCUUACAACAGAAGAGGGACCUGCUGAGGAAGACCCCUGCUGUCCCUGACACCUCCCUGGAUGACUUUGUGCAUCCUGAGGACUUGAAGGCAGGGGUGGGUCUGGGGACCAGUCCCUCUGGCAGGAUGAUCUUCCUGGACAUCCCUGAGGACACAGUUGAACCCCUCACCUCUCUGGAGGGGAACAACAACGAUGAAGAGGAAUAUUAUGAAGAAGAUGAUGAGGACCUUGAUGACAGUGACUUUAAACCCGAUGAUGAUGAGAACGGCGAGGCAGAGUUUAAGAUCCAGAUAGUUCCCCGGCAACGCAAGCAGAGGAAGAUAGCUGUGAGCGCCAUCCAGAGAGAGUACCUAGACAUCUCCUUCAACACCCUGGACAAGCUGGGUGAUCAGCCCACUGACACAGAUCACAAAGUUCUGUCUACCCUGGAAAAGCCACGGGAAUCCGCCUCAGCCCCCACCCUUGAAGCUGCUAUCCCAGAAACAAGCAACCGCUCUUCAGUAUCAACUCAGUACCGUCAGGCAAAGCGAGGCUCGUUGGGAGCUCUAACCAUGAGCCAGCUGAUGAAGAGACAGCUGGAGCACCAGUCCAGUGCCCCUCACAACAUCAGCACCUGGGAGACAGGUUAGUCACUGCUAACUAUCUCUGGUCCACCUCUCCAGAGGGAAAACAUCGAAACCGAUUUUUAAUGAUUGGGUUUGACUGUGCUGAUUUUAGUGUUUAUCUCUACAGGCCCCACCAAGACCAGCCUCCUAUCUGCCCCCAGUACAGUCAGCAUGUUUGUGCCUGCCCCUGAGGAGUUCAUUGAUGACCAGCCCACCACCAUGACUGACAGGUGUCGUGACUGUGGUGCGGUGCUAGAGGAGUAUGAUGAGGAGACCCUGGGCCUGGCAGUGGUGGUGCUCUCCAUGUUCAUCCACCUCAGCCCCGACCAGGCCGCUCCACUGCUGCUGGACAUCAUGCAGUCUGUGGGCAGGCUGGCGUCUAGUGCUAAUUUCUCUGGGCAAGCUGAGAGCAUGCUGAUCCCUGGCAACGCAGCAGGUGUGGCUAAGCAGUUCCUCCGCUGUGUGUUCCAUCAGCUGGCCCCCAAUGGCAUCCUUCCCCAGCUCUUCCAGAGUAACAUUAAAGAUGGAGGUUUUCUGAGAACAUUGGCCUUUUCCCUGAUUGAUUUUAAUGAACUGAGUUCUGUGGCUGCACUGAACCAGCUACUGGAGGGUCUGAACAACAAGAAGAGUCUACCAGCAGGGGGCACCAUGCUGCACUGCCUAGAGAACAUCGCCACCUUCAUGGAGGCCCUGCCCAUGGACUCCCCCAGCAACCUGUGGACCACCAUCUGCAAUCAGUUCCAGACCUUCCUCACUAAACUACCCUCUGUGCUGCCUCUGAAGUGUCCCCUGGACUCCAGUUUGAGGAUCAUCAUUUGCCUGUUGAAGAUCCCCACCACAAGUGCAACCCGGAGCUUACUGGAGCCCUUCUCCAAACUGCUGAGCUUUGUCAUCCAGUAUGGAGUGUUCAGCCUCUCUUACCUGGUGGAGCUGUGUGGCCUCUGCUACAAAGCCUUCAAUAAGGAGCGAGAUAAGUUCUAUAUGUCUCGUAUUGUGGUGCUGGAGCUUCUACAGGCUCUGAAGUUCAAGUCUCCUCUACCCGAUACUAACCUGCUACUGCUGGUCCAGUUUGUUUGUUCAGAUAUUGGUACGAGGCUAGCAGAGUCUACUGUUCUCUCAAAGCACAUGAUCUCAUCUCUUCCAGGGUGCACGACAGCAGCAAUGGAAUGCAUGAGGCAAUACAUCAGUGAACUUCUAGACUUCAUAGCGGAUAUGCACACGCUGACCAAACUAAAAAGCCAUAUGAAGGCGUGUUGUCAGCCACUGCACGAGGACACGUUCGGAGGGAACCUGAAAGUGGGCCUGGCACAGGUAGCUGCCAUGGAGAUCAGCAAAGGCAAUCACCGUGACAACAAGGCAGUGAUCCGUUAUCUGCCCUGGCUCUACCAUCCCCCGUCCGCCAUGCAGCAGGGACCUAAGGAGUUCAUUGAGUGUGUGUCCCACAUCCGCCAGCUGUCCUGGCUGCUCCUGGGCUCCCUGACCCACUAUGCCCUGCACCAGGGCUCCACCUCCUGUAUGCCCAUCCCCCUGGACGCUGGCUCACACAUCGCUGACCACCUCAUCGUCAUCCUCAUCGGCUUCCCUGAACAAUCCAAGACGUCAGUGCUGCACAUGUGCUCCCUGUUCCAUGCCUUCAUGUUUGCCCAGCUGUGGACCAUUUACUGUGAGCAGUCGGCGGCCACUCCGGCCCUGCAGAACCAGAAUCAGACAGAGUUCUCCUCCAACGCCAUUCUGACCGGCCUGGAGUUCUGGAGCCGCGUCACACCCAGCAUCUUGCAGCUCAUGGCCCACAACAAAGUGAUGGUGGAGAUGGUGUGUCUACAUGUCAUUAGCCUGAUGGAGGCUUUACAAGAAUGCAACUCAACUAUCUUUGUGAAGUUAAUACCUAUGUGGUUGCCCAUGAUUCAAUCUAACCUAAAGCACCUGUCUGCAGGUCUACAGCUGCGGCUGCAGGCCAUCCAGAACAGAGUGAACCACCAGUGUGUGCAGGGCCAGGUGGCUGGGGCCCUGCCCUUCGCCCUGCGCAAGUGGCUGCAGUGCACACAGUUCAAGAUGGCCCAGGUGGAAAUCCAGUCAUCCGAGGCUGCCUCACAGUUCUACCCCAUGUGACCUGCCCACCUCUCACUAUAGGAGAUCCUCCAAGACCCAGUCCUCCUCAGGACCAGCAUGCAUCUGUCUGCUGCCUGCCUGACCAUAAAUAUCAGGAAGUCGACUCCUGCAUAAACUGACUCUCACCGUCUUAAGACACUGCUUCGGAUGUAAUCAUCUUCAGCACCUUCUAAACUUUGUAUAUCUAUACUAUUCUUUGGUGCAAUGAAAGGAUAGGUGAGUACAGGUUGGGCAGGUGUGCAGAUGUAGGGGGAUCACAGUUCUGUAGAUAGCAGGUUAGAUGUCCAACAUGCUGUAUGCUGCAUCAGAGGUCAGAACAGACGGAGAGAAUAUAUAGCAGCAGAUGAUAGUCUGGAUGAGGAAUGCUGAAGCUCAGACUUGUUCACUUGGUGAUGCUCAUGGUCUAUAUCGAUAUGUUCAGUUGCUUGGUUGCAAGCCUGAUAAAAAUAAUAAAAUCAAGACACAUUUUCUAAAUAUUGUUGUCACUGUAAUUUCUACAGAGGACAGUUAAAGUGCACAACGUGUGAUAUGAUUGCACAUCUGCACAGUAACUACCACAGUAUAUCUUCCCUAAGGUUUAUGGGAAAACUAAAUGACUGCAAGAGGAUCUGUUAAACCCAAAUACUGUGUAGGAACCACCCAUAUCCUAGCUCAGAAGAAACCAUUAGCAAUCAUACUAUAUAUCUUAUCAGUAAAUCCAAUUAGACUUUAGGGCUCCUGUCUCACCUCUUCCUCUGCUCAGUUCCAACAGGUUGCCUCUCGCCAUCAGAGCCCAGAUCGAUCAGACACAAAGUGGGUUGCAGUAGCAACAAAAGCAGCAGCGUUGUAACUCGAUCAGGAUGAAACCAAACAGGGGAGGUAAACAAGACAAGCUAGUCCAUGUUGACCGCCCCCUGUAGAGCCUAGCCAUCAUUUUCCACUGACAUGGACCAAAUACAGUUACCUCUGGUCUAAUGUGGUUUGUCAUGAUAAAGCAUUGUUGUGGAAUCUAAUGACAUUAUGGAAAGGGCACUUGUCAGGGAAUGCCACGCCACAUGAGAGCUGGGCUACCAUAUAUUUAAAUCAAAGCUUGAUCUCACUCACUUUUUUUCUCUACAUUGUUUCUCCUUUAUUUUCAAGUUGAAUUAAAAAGCUAUUUAAUGCCAUGGUUGUCGGACACAAAAUGAAAACAAGCAGGGCAGAAUUAGAUGAGUCCUGUAGAAUGUAUCAUAUUUCAUAACUUCUCUACGCCUGCACUUUGUAAAGGGAUCCUCUAUGAGAGGCGUGUGUCAAAUGAGUCACCAACGUUGAGUGCUGUCUGAUGAUAUCACACACACACACACACACACACACACACACACACACACACA